GACCUCAAACAUCAUUAAAGCUUACAAUACUAGCAUCAUAGAUAGUAGAUAACAAUACACCGUUUGUUAGCUCAUCUAAAUUAGAAAAAUAUUACUCAUAAUUUUUUUUGACAGUAUAGGAAAAUAUGGAUAAGAUAAGAGAGUUGGCAUCAAAGAGGGCAGCAGUAAUAUUCACCAAGAGUUCAUGUUGCAUGUGUCACAGUAUCAAAGCACUAUUUUAUGAACUAGGAGCAAACCCAGCAAUUCAUGAACUAGACCAAGAUUCAAGAGGCAAUGAAAUGGCAGUGGCAUUGAGAAGCCUAGGUUGUAAUCCAUGUGUUCCUGCUAUUUUCAUUGGUGGACAGUUUGUUGGCUCAACUAAGGAUGUCAUUUCCCUUCAUGUUGAUGGCUCUCUUAAGCAAAUGCUCAUCAAUGCCAAAGCUAUAUGGUUCUAAUACUAAUUUCCUUUUCUUGUAUUGCUUCCUUUAAAGGGGGUGGGGGUUGUAAAGAAAGUCAUAUUUUUAUGAAAAUAGCUGAUAAUGGAAACUCUAGUUUUAUCUC
Capsicum annuum is the source of this 540-nucleotide messenger RNA. RefSeq names its product glutaredoxin-C11. The transcript has a single exon. The record is from RefSeq and is a predicted model, not a curated record. The coding region runs from base 126 to 434 and encodes 102 amino acids. NCBI's taxonomy places the organism in Eukaryota, Viridiplantae, Streptophyta, Magnoliopsida, Solanales, Solanaceae.